Esox lucius (northern pike) is the source of this 2502-nucleotide messenger RNA. RefSeq lists its product as uncharacterized. The transcript is spliced from 3 exons. Bases 457 to 1827 code for a protein of 456 amino acids. Gene Ontology annotation, molecular function: zinc ion binding. NCBI's taxonomy places the organism in Eukaryota, Metazoa, Chordata, Actinopteri, Esociformes, Esocidae. The record is from RefSeq and is a predicted model, not a curated record.
AUAACAACUUUGAUCUAGAUACCUUUUGAAUACAGCUGUCAUUAUUUUCCAAUGUGGCAGUGGGUGUUAGCCUAAAUCUUAUAUACAGUAGCCUACCAGAAGCUUGGACACAUUCAAGAGUUGUGGAAAAGGUUCCCCUUCUAGUAUAGACAUUAAUUGUUCGGAUGCCCUCUACUGAGUUGAUAUUGCUAUUACAAAGGUGUGGGGAGGAUAGUUAAAGCGGACAGUGAAGUCACGUUACCUCAGACCUCAAGAAAGGACGUCGCUCUACAUAUUAAGUUGAAGCAUUGAGUGCGCAUUCGUAGAGCAGGCAUAUGUAAUUAACAGAAGGAUCCUUUAACAGUUGGGAACAUACCAGUUCUGAUCAACCAUGAACAGGUGUGAUCUAGUUACACUCAGUUCUCAGAGAUCCGGAUACAACAUAUUUACCUUCCACUCAACAGGAUUAUCAGCACAAUGUUGGAUGAGCGGAGAGAGAAGGACAGCAACACAGACGGCUGUGGAGUAAAGGGAGGAGAGCUGGAGGAAGUGACAGAGCAGAACGAGGUGAGAGCAAAACAAGAAGACAAGCCAAAGGAGGAGAUUGAGGAGGGAAAGGAAGAGGAGAGAGAAGGAGCAGGAAGAACAGAGAAAAAAGGAGCAUUAAGACAAGAGGAGAAGAGAGAAGAUAUGUGUUUUAAACACAAUGAGCCACUGAGGAUGUUCUGUGACAGAGAUAAAGAGUGGAUCUGUGUUAGCUGCUGGGAGUCAGAACACAAUGAUCACAUGAUCAAAACCCUGAGGCAGGCCGAAGAGGAGAUGAAGAAGGAGGUGACUGCAUCCUUGGUGCUACUUCAACAUGGCAUUGAGGAUGUGGAUGAGCUUAGGAGAAGGCAGGAGAUCAUUACCUCAUCUAACAGACAGAGAAACCUCUUAGUCAGAACCCAUAUCUCCUCGCAGUUUAAGAAGGUGAGGGAGCAGCUCAGAGUGCAGGAGGAGCGGGCAGUGAGACAGAUUAAAGAGCUGAAUGAGGAUGCCGACAGGAGGCUGACUGAGAUGGAGGAGGUUCUGAGGGGGGGCAGGGAGAGGGAGGCCCUGCUGAAGGCUGGGAUGGAGAUGGAAGACUUUGGUGGGUUUUUCCACUGGUGGACUGAGACUGGGCGGGCUGAGUGUGAGACCCAGAGCCCACUGAAAGAGAAAUGUCCAGAGCUCAGUAAUCUACUGCUCAGCUUUCAGAGUUCAAAACAGGAACCAGGGUUUGGAUCUGGACUGGCCCAGCCAGAAAAACGGGCACCAGGAUUUGGUUUCGGAAUUUCCCAUCCAGAGAAACAGGCACUAGGGUUUAGUUUUGGAACGGCCCAGCCAGAGAAACAGGCACUAGGGUUUAGUUUUGGAACGGCCCAGCCAGAGAAACAGGCACUAGGGUUUAGUUUUGGAACGGCCCAGCCAGAGAAACAGGCACUAGGGUUUAGUUUUGGAACGGCCCAGCCAGAGAAACAGGCACUAGGGUUUAGUUUUGGAACGGCCCAGCCAGAGAAACAGGCACUAGGGUUUAGUUUUGGAACGGCCCAGCCAGAAAAGUUUAGUUUUGGACAGAAUGCUCUUGGGCAAGGAUUUAUAAAUUGCUCAGAUACAUUAACAAGACCGAAACAGCCUGUCAGUCUGUUGGAGUUCAUUGACCUCAAGGCAAUAGAGGUCAGCAUCUUUAAUACCAUUGCAGAAACUCAACGACCUCAGGGCAGUGUGUUUGGAGCCUCUUCAGAACUCCAACAACCUGGGAGGUUUUGUACAACAUCAUAUCCUGUGUUUGGACUGCACUCUUUGAAAGGCCUAACCCCUAAACCCUAACCCCUAAACCCUAACCCCUAACCCCCAACCCUAAACCCUAACCCUUAACCCCUAACCCCCAACCCUAAACCCUAACCCCCAACCCUAAACCCUAACCCUAACCGUAUGAUUUUAGUAUUAAUUUGGAGUUGUUUGAUUUGCCAGUUGCGCAGAGAGAGUUAGAAUUUUUUACAAAAUAAUUACUUAAACAGAGCAUAUCAUAGUAUAUAGUUGACAUUUUGUUUAUAGUCGGCCAAACACUGUAUUUGACAUGAGCUGUAGUUGUGUUGUUGUUGGGUAGUGUGUUGUGUAGGUGUAGUUAAACUAUAGUGGUAGCUGUAGUUUGAGCUGUAGUUGGAGAUGAGUUGUAGCUGUGUGUAGUUGGAGAUAUUAGCUGUGUGUAUUUGAAGACAUUAGCUGUAGUUUGAGCUGUAGUUGGAAAUGAGUUGCAGCUGUGUGUAUUUGGAGACAUUAGCUGAGGCUGUAGUUGGAGAUGAGUUGUAGCUGUGUGUAUUUGGAGACAUUAACUGAAGCUGUUGUUGGCAUAAUUCAUUAUACAUAGUCUCAACACCAUGGUGCCUGGUUUCUGCCGCAACAAUUGAGGUGUGAUAUGCUAUUGUGUAUCUUUUUUCUAUUAUUUAAUUAUAUAUGAAAUACAGCAUGUUGGGUUAAACUGAUUGCAUGUUUUGAGUAAUC